AUGGUAUCGACUCCAGAACUCAAAAAAUACAUGGACAAAAAAGUGUAUAUUCAGCUGAACGGGUCGCGCAAGCUCGUUGGCGUCCUGCGGGGAUUCGACAUUUUCCUGAACGUUGUACUCGACGAUGCAGUCGAAGUGCGCAAGGACGGGACUAAGUUUGCGAUGGGGUCGCAGUCCGUCGUGCGCGGGAACUCCAUCGUUUCCCUCGAAGCGCUCGAGACGUUUGCUUGA
Messenger RNA from Lachancea thermotolerans CBS 6340, 231 nucleotides. It is a transcript of the gene SMX2, whose product is annotated as mRNA splicing protein SMX2. The transcript is spliced from 2 exons. Lineage: Eukaryota; Fungi; Ascomycota; Saccharomycetes; Saccharomycetales; Saccharomycetaceae. Gene Ontology annotation, molecular function: RNA binding. Gene Ontology annotation, cellular component: catalytic step 2 spliceosome; SMN-Sm protein complex; U1 snRNP. Gene Ontology annotation, biological process: spliceosomal snRNP assembly; mRNA splicing, via spliceosome. Bases 1 to 231 code for a protein of 76 amino acids. The record is from RefSeq and is a predicted model, not a curated record.